This is a messenger RNA of Betta splendens (Siamese fighting fish), 3024 nucleotides long. It is a transcript of the gene cass4, whose product is annotated as Cas scaffold protein family member 4. Gene Ontology annotation, biological process: cell surface receptor protein tyrosine kinase signaling pathway; cell migration. Lineage: Eukaryota; Metazoa; Chordata; Actinopteri; Anabantiformes; Osphronemidae. The record is from RefSeq and is a predicted model, not a curated record. Gene Ontology annotation, cellular component: cytoplasm; plasma membrane. The transcript is spliced from 7 exons. Gene Ontology annotation, molecular function: protein binding. The coding region runs from base 163 to 2550 and encodes 795 amino acids.
CCACGCCCCUGGUGUAAAACCGUCUGGCUGUGGCAGUGACAGCUCAGACAAUAUGCCUGAGAGGCAGCGAGCAGGAUUAAAGCCACACUCUCUCAUGACUGAGGACUGAGCCUCUGUGGACGCACGUACUUUCAGUGUUCUGAACACGACUGCUUAACAAACAUGAGCCAACUUGCCAAGGCCCUGUAUGACAACACUGCCGAGUGUGCCGACGAACUGGCCUUCAGGAAGGGAGACAUCCUCACGGUGCUGGAUCAAAGUGUGGCUGGUACCAGUGGAUGGUGGCAGUGCUCCCUGUAUGGAAGCCACGGCCUGGCUCCAGCAAACAGGCUGCAGCUGCUGCUGCUCCCUGGAGUCACCGCAGGCCCCGUCAGCCACGUCACACGCCAACACACAGUCACUCAAACUACCACCGACGACAGCGUGCAAGACAUCUACCAGAUUCCAAGUGUGCCCCGACUCUCCAGCAGUCCCACUUAUGAAUUCAUGAACAGGAUCUGCGAAGCCCCAUCCGCUCCUAUAUCGGCUUCCAGACACCUGCAACUGCGGAGGUACAGAAGCGACGGAGCUGAGGGAAACAAGUCUUCAUUCCUCAGCAUCACGCCCAGCCCCAGAGUGCAGGUUUACGAUGUCCCAGGCCCCGCGAGACAAACCUCUCCCCUCAGUGCGUCAUCUCGACAAAUGCCACAAAAAUGCUCAUUGAUCCCAAACAUGGAGCCUGAAAAGAGCUUCAACUCUCCAGAUAGCUUAAAAUGUAGCAGCCUAUCGGACUCUUAUGUGUACGCUGUUCCACCACCUUUGCCUCAGGAACCCAACUAUGACAUCCCGGUUCCCUCAGAUACCCAGCAGAAAAGGGCUGGUGGAUACAGUACCCUUCCCAACCCCCAGAAGUCUGAGUGGAUCUAUGACGUGCCAGCUGGUCCAGAAAAACAAAGCCCACAUCCAGGUUUCUAUGACACCAUGCCUUCCACACCUAUAUACAGGCAGCCGUAUGGCUCAUGUGCUCAGCCCAUUCAAAAAGCCAGUCCAGCUCCCUCAAUCUAUGACAUACCAAAACACAGCCCUGUUGACAACAGGAGUCCACCUAAGGAGCUGCCAAGAGUCACAGUUUGUGACAAGCAACCAAAUAGAAUUACAGAGCAGUCAACAACCCAGGAGGAAUCCCCACCUCCAGCGUUCAGCCACCUCCUCGUUAACCAUGUCCCCUUAGACUGCAGAGCUGACCCAAACAUUGCUCACAAACUCAAACGGGUGCGUCUGCAGCGGAUGAGGAACUUCCUGGCUGUUACCACAUUUCAUGACCUUCCAGGAACUAAAGAAUCACUGAUUCAGGAAGAAGAUGAGAGUGUGAGAGCCCUUCGUGUUACACCAGACAGUCAAAGAAUCAGCACAGCCUCCAGCUCCUCCACAAGCUCGUGUGACUCUCUGGCUCUGAGCUCGUCCUCCCCAGAACCUCUGCGGGAGGUGACUCUCUGCCAAGAGGAGGCUUGCCGCAGACUUGUGGACCUGCAGGAGUCCGUUAACAGGGCUGUGCCGCGGCUUAUGGAAUUUGUCAGCAGUCACUGGAGGAGGAAGGAACAUCUGGAGAAACAUUUGAAGGAGAUUAAAGAAGCAGCAGAGGAGAUCGUAGAUUCUUUGACACGCUUUCUCAACUUUGCUUUGGACAUUAAGGGUAAUGCCUAUCGUCUGACUGAUGCCAACCUUCAGACCAGACUCUAUAAACAGCUGUCCAUUGUAGAGGACUCAGGUGUGAUCUUGCAGCAAACGGUGGGUGCCUUGGCCAUGGCUGGCUGGCUCCUCAGCACGCUGUGCCAAGACUCAGAGCAGGUCCAUGCACCUGAUCAACUGGACCGAUUUGUUAUGGUGGCACGGACUGUUCCAGAGGACAUCAAGCGCCUGGUGUCCAUCAUUAAUGCCAAUGGCAAACUAUUAUUCAGACCCCCUCAGAAAGAUACAGAGACCCUCAGCAACACAAGUCAGACAGAAAUAAAGAAAAGUCCGCACAGGAGUGAACACAGUGGGGACUCCCAAGCAGCGGAGGACGACACUGACUAUGUAGAACUACAGAAUGAAACUGAAAAGCAGCAAGAGCCACAAAGAGGAACAAAAGAAGCUGCCAAACCACCAUCUAUAAAGGCCCAGGUUAAUAACAAGCAACAUUCCAGCGAGUCCAGCGCAAAAGGUAGACUGUCAUCUGUUUCUGAGCACUGUCGGCUCUACUUCGGCGCUCUCCAGAAGGCCAUUGGAGGAUUUGUGACCUGCCUUCAAGACGGACAACCACCGGAGAAAUUCAUCUCACAAAGUAAGCUGGUGAUCAUGGUGGGCCAACGACUGGUAGAUACCCUGUGCAGGGAAGCCCAGCGAGAAGGCUCUGACCACAGCCUUCUUUGCAAAAGCAACCACCUGUGUGCUCUCCUGAAGCAGCUGGCAGUGGCCACCAAGAAGGCGGCACUGUGCUUUCCAGACAAGCAAGCUCUACAAGAGGUUCAGCAGUUUGCAAAGGAACUGGCUCAGAGAGCACAGCACAUGAGAACAUCGCUUGACCUCUAGAGGAAACAUUGGUUGUGCAGCAGGACCCUGGUUUCUUCAUCAAGCUUGAAGCUUUAGCAAAAUGUGACAUGUAAGCGUUUAGCUAUAGUAAUAAAUAAAAUUACUAUUGGAGGCAGAGAAGAGCAAAUAUGGACCUUUAUAUGUAUUGAAAUCAACAUAGUCUCAUUUUGACACAGUGGAGUUUAUAUGUUGCACAUUUGUGAUUCAAAUAUAAAAUAGAUGAUUUCUAAACGUUAAAAGAAUUUGACAUUAUAGUAUUUCAACAUGUUUGCUAUGUGGCUGUUUUAUAGCUUUUAAAUCUUUUUUGUCCAAGAUACAGAUAUGUUUUCUUAUGGUUAAUAGAUGAUACAGUCUAUUUUUGGUUUUGUGAUUAUCUGUAUAUUUGUAAAGAUGUUAUGCAUUCCUUAACCUUAACCUAAGACAGAGGACAUCAUAUGUUGAACUGUUAGAUAUAUUAAACUGCAAACUAAACAA